Humulus lupulus (European hop) is the source of this 408-nucleotide messenger RNA. RefSeq lists its product as uncharacterized. Bases 1 to 408 code for a protein of 135 amino acids. The record is from RefSeq and is a predicted model, not a curated record. Lineage: Eukaryota; Viridiplantae; Streptophyta; Magnoliopsida; Rosales; Cannabaceae. The transcript has a single exon.
AUGUCAGGUUAUGUGAAGUUUAUGAAGGAAAUUUUGUCAAAGAAAAGGAAAUUGGAUGACUAUGAGACAAUGGUACUUACUGAGGAGUGCAGUGCGAUACUCCAAAAGAAGCUACCUCUCAAGCUUAAAGAUCUUGGUAGUUUCACCAUUCCUUGUACUAUAGGGAAUGUGGUUUUUGAGAAAGUACUCUGUGAUUUAGGGGUAUGUGAGAUUCAAAUGCCUCUGUUUAUCUAUCGAAAACUGAAAUUAGGGGAAGAGAGACCAACAACUGUGACACUUCAAAUGGCAGAUCGCUUAGUAAAACAUCCUCGCGGAUUGAUUGAGGAUAUUCUAGUAAAGGUGGACAAAUUCAUCAUCCCUGCAGAUUUUAUUAUUUUGGAUACAGAGGAAGUGCGAACAUCCCAAUAA